Messenger RNA from Nanorana parkeri, 1507 nucleotides. Its product is annotated as zinc finger transcription factor Trps1-like. Gene Ontology annotation, biological process: regulation of transcription by RNA polymerase II. Gene Ontology annotation, cellular component: nucleus. NCBI's taxonomy places the organism in Eukaryota, Metazoa, Chordata, Amphibia, Anura, Dicroglossidae. The transcript has 4 exons. Bases 1 to 1368 code for a protein of 455 amino acids. The record is from RefSeq and is a predicted model, not a curated record. Gene Ontology annotation, molecular function: DNA-binding transcription factor activity; RNA polymerase II transcription regulatory region sequence-specific DNA binding; zinc ion binding.
AUGUCAACAGACCCUAUACCACCAGAGCGAAGGGGACAAAAGGCUGCAGCCCUGAGGGAGUCGACGGUUGCGGGGAUCAGGAUGUGCAAGUUUGGGUUGGUGUGUAGCUGCAUGCAGUUGAAUCCUGUCAUAGAGAUGCAAAGGCGGCUGCACGGAUUUACACUUGAAGGUGCCCUUCCGAGACGUAGAGGCUCCGGAGUUUUUUGUGCCAAUUGCCUGACCACAAAGACUUCUCUAUGGAGAAAGAAUGCAAAUGGAGGCUACGUCUGCAACGCAUGUGGCUUGUACCAGAAACUGCACUCGACUCCCAGGCCUUUGAACAUCAUUAAGCAGAACAAUGGCGAGCAGAUUAUCAGAAGACGGACAAGGAAACGCCUUAACCCAGAAGCACUGCAAACGGAACCAUUAAAUAAACAUCAAAGAGGAAGCAGCGAAGAACAAACUAAUGGAAGUCCUUUAGAGAGGAGGUCAGAGGAACAUUCAAUGGAAGGUCACCAGAGAGAAGCUCAGCAACUUGGUAUGAAUAAAUAUGAGUCCCCAUUUUCAUUGACUAAAAGCCAUUCUGCCCAGCAGACAAUAUUAGUCAGCCAAACCAUGGAUAUCCACAAAAGGAUGCAACCUUUGCACAUACAGAUUAAAAGCCCUCAGGAAAGCAGUGGAGAUCCAGGGAAUAUCUCAUCCGUCUCUGACAGCAAAGGCAGCUCAGAAAGAGGUAGCCCAAUUGAGAAGUACAUGAGACCUAUUAAGCAUCCAAAUUACUCCCCACCAGGAAGUCCCAUAGAAAAGUAUCAGUACCCACUCUUUGGACUUCCAAUCGUUCACAAUGACUUCCAGAGUGAAGCUGACUGGCUGCGAUUUUGGAGUAAGUAUAAGCUGUCUGUUCCUGGGAAUCCUCACUACUUGAGUCAUGUGCCUGGCCUACAAAACCCUUGCCCAAAUUACGUGCCUUAUCCCACCUUUAAUCUGCCUGCUCAAUAUUCCACUGUUGGAUCUGACAAUGACAUUCCUCUAGACUUGGCAAUGAAGCAUUCCAGACCUGGAUCUGCAUCCAGCGGGGCCUCGAAAGAAAAAACUCAGUCACCUUCUUUGAGUGCAAAGGAUGAUGGCCCGUUGAAUGUAGUAAAAACUGAAAGAGUGGAUCGAAGUACUCAAGAUGAACUUUCAACGAAAUGUGUGCACUGCGGCAUUGUGUUUCUGGAUGAAGUUAUGUAUGCUCUACAUAUGAGUUGCCACGGGGAAAGUGGACCUUUUCAAUGUAGUAUAUGCCAACAUCUUUGCACGGACAAGUAUGAUUUCACUACUCAUAUCCAGAGAGGUCUACAUAGGAACGUUGCACAAGCUGAAAAGAAUGGAAAAGCUAAAGAAUAAAAAAAAAUGUUAGCACUUAGCACAAUUAACUACAUUUGCAUUCUCUGAAUAGAAAUUCAGUAGCUUGUAAUUUCUGAAUACAGUUUGAAACUGUGGACGUUUCAUUUAUGUUCCUUUUGUAAUCGUAAUUAACGUAAGA